Molecule: messenger RNA, 1391 nt
Organism: Colossoma macropomum (tambaqui)
Lineage: Eukaryota; Metazoa; Chordata; Actinopteri; Characiformes; Serrasalmidae
Gene: lhfpl6
Product: LHFPL tetraspan subfamily member 6
Exons: 5
Coding region: 251-853 (200 amino acids)
Cellular component (GO): membrane
Source: RefSeq, a predicted model, not a curated record
UGGACGCGCAGGCGGUGGCGCGCAGAGUUCUCUCGUGGAGGACGUGCAGGGAGAACCGGUGGAGGGGCGAAAACUUUUACGCAGGCGGACUGUCAGAGCGUGAAGUUUCAUUUCGACGCUUAUGAGAGACACGAGACAUGUCUGAGCUGGAGUUACAGUGAGACAGAGAUGCCCAAACGCUCCAACACACACACACAGGAGGUGUGGACUGAGAGAGCGUAGAACACACACACACGCUCUGAUUGGCGAGAUGGGCUCCAGCCUGACGUGUGCGGGUGGGAUUUGGGCGCUGUUGUCGCUGCUGUGCGCCGCCGCGUCCUGCGUCGGCUUCUUCAUGCCCUACUGGCUGCUGGGUUCUCAGAUGGGGAAGCCCGUUUCGUUCGGAACAUUCCGGCGGUGCUCAUACCCGGUGCGGGACGAGGCGCGGGGGGGAACGGUGAUGCUGGAGCAGUGUGGACGAUACGCCUCGUUCCAGGGAAUUCCCAGCCUGGAGUGGAGGAUCUGUACGGUGGUGACGGGGACGGGCUGCGGCCUAUUGCUGCUGGUGGCGCUGACCGCUAUCAUGGGCUGCUGCGUUACUGACCUCAUCUCACGCACCAUCGGACGAGUCGCCGGAGGGAUACAGUUUGUUGGAGGUUUGCUGAUUGGCUCUGGAUGUGCCCUGUAUCCUCUUGGCUGGGACAGUGAGGAGGUCAGACAGACCUGCAGCAACACCUCCAACCAGUUUCAGCUCGGUUCUUGUGAAAUCGGCUGGGCGUUUUACUGCACGGGUGCCGGAGCUGCAGUUGCUAUGCUGGUUUGUACGUGGUUGUCCUGCUUCGCCGGGAAGAAACAGAAACAGUAUCCAUACUGACACGACACCAGAACCCACACCAGCAGGAGCAGCUGCCGUUACGGACUAAUGACGUUUGACCUGCCUUUUGGGAUCCAAAGGGUGUACGCCUGUACAGCUCACCAAACCGCACUCACGGCUUAAGGCUGCAUCAUCAGCCAAAUUAUACUUAAAUCUUAAAGCUAAAGACUCUCGUUUAUAAGACCUGUUUUAUUUUUGCAUUUAUUUGGCGUACAAUAAAUGUUUUGUCCUCACUAUGUAACUGAACUUAUUCUGCUACAGUGUGUGUUGUUUGUUUUUUAUUAUAAUGGACGUUAUAUUCUGUAUUUAUAUUAAUAUCUUGUUGUUGGCCUUAAAUAUCUCCACAUGCAAUAAACACCGUUUGAACUGGAGGGUUUAUUCAGAACAGACAGUCAUUAUGUACUGUAACGUCUGAUACAGCUACGAUGUUUGUUUUCAAGUAUUUAUCCUGUUUUUUGCCUGAAAAAUAAAUCACUCGUUUUGUUGUGUUUGUAAAUAAAUAUGGUUGUAUGACCAAAGCUCAGCGAGCAGAGAAUUA